AAAAUAGAACGAAAUGUUAGUUGGAUAUCAUCUGUUAAUAUCCCAAGAUUGUCUAUAGAUCCGAGAUAAGGAAUACAGACUGUCAAGAAAUGAAAAUUUAUUGAAAACAUGAAAAGAGUAGUUAUUUUCAAAAAUGGACGUUUUGUUGACGGCAAGGUUAUAUCCGUGACACAUAGCUCUUCCAUGGAAGAUGUUUUAUCCGAUGCUAGCAAGAAAUUGGGCUUUGUCGGAAAGAAGAUAUACACUCCUCAAGGGGGACUUAUAGAUGAAGUAUCACUUCUAAGGGACGACGAUGUGGUUUAUGUCUCGGGAGGCGAAGCUUUUAAAGCCCCUCCAUGCAAUCAUUCCUGUCCAGCUGACCCACACAGUGCACCAUGUAAAGUGUCACAGUGUAGUUCUGGUGAGUGGGUCACACUGAAUGUUGGUGGAACGUUAUUCUCUACAACCAGAAGUACUCUGACACAGCAACACCCUGACAGUAUGCUGUCUGCAAUGUUUUCUAAUAGUCCAGAAGAAUCUUGGUGUAGUUCAGUAGACGAGACUGGGGCUUACCUCAUUGACAGAAGUGCACGAUAUUUUGAACCAAUUUUGAAUUAUUUACGGCAUGGUCAGCUGAUAUUGGACAAACAUAUUAGUGCCGAAGGUGUGUUGGAGGAGGCUAAAUUCUUUGGCUUGACAUCUUUGAUAGAGACACUAGAGGCAACUAUUGAGAGUGAGCUGCCAGCAGAAGACCACACACCAAUAAAUCGUAGAGAGUUUGUGAUGAAGUUGUUAGUUACAUCCACAGAUAAAGAACUAAGAUGUCAGGGAAUGAAUUUUGCUGGAGCAAACCUCUCCAAAUUAGAUUUGAGAGGGAUUAAUUUCAAGUAUGCUAUACUGAAGAAUGCAAAUUUGAGUGGUGCAAAUUUGUCCUAUUGUAAUUUUGAGAGAUCUGAUUUGUCAAGGGCGGUGUUAGAUUCUGCAAAUCUACUAGGUGUUAAAAUGCUAUGUGCCAAUAUGGAAGGGACAUCAUUAAAGGGAUGUAACUUUGAGGAUCCAGCGGGAACCAGAGCAAAUAUGGAAGGUGCACUAAUGAAAAGUGUGAAUCUGGAGGGAAGCCACAUGGCAGGUGUAAAUUUAAGGGUGGCAAAUCUGAAGAAUGCAAAUCUACAAAACUGUGAUCUGAGGGGAGCAGUGCUAGCUGGAGCAGACCUUGAGAACUGUGAUUUGUCGGGCUGUGAUUUACAAGAGGCGAACCUGCGCGGUGCUAACCUGAAAGAUGCCGCAUUUGAGUUAAUGCUGAACCCGCUGCACAUGGCACAAGCGGUGAGAUGACUGAGGAGUUGUCUACAACUGGGUCAGGCCGAGAGAGCAAUCUAUAGUCUAUGGUCUUUCAACUACUGCGGAAUGAAAUGACUACCUAGUGUAUCGUUUAGUCCUCUUUUGUUAUACCCCUCCCUUGGUUCAUUCCUUCACCAUCAACACAUAGCUUUAUAUGAUGUAAUUUAUACAGGGUAUAUAUAUACUGUUAUAUAAACAAGGGCUGAAAAUUAACUCUUCAUUAUCCUAGGAACUACAUCUCCAAGUCAGGAGAUUUAGUUGCCCACUGAAUCAUAUAUAUCAUAUGAACCGAGUAACAACAUAACCAACGUAAUGCAUUUGUGACCAGCAUGGAUCCAGACCAGCCUGCACAUCCAUGCAGUCUGAUCAGGAUCCAUGCUGUUUGCUAUCAGUUUCUCUACUUGUUAUAGAGUUGGUAAGCGAACAGCAUGGAUCCUGAUCAGACUGCGCGGAUGCGCAGGCUGGUCUGGAUCCAUGCUGGUCGCAAACCCACUAUGUUGGUUUUGUCGUGACGCGGCUCAUAUAUGUAUUGCCCCUUACACUCUGGAUUUGUAUCUUCAAAGGGGCAAUACAACAAUAUGAUGUGACAAAGCUAUCCAGCUAGCUUACAGUUACAGUCGAGUGUCGGCUUGCAUAUGAUAAAAUAAUGCAAAAAAAAAAAGGGCAGUGAAUGUCUACCUCCACCAUUUAAGUAGAAUAGUUGGUUGCCAUAUGGCCUUUAUAAUGACAGUGUUCAUUAAAAUAAAAAAUCCCCAACCCCCAACUCACCCCUAUUUAUUUACUUUGUUUUACUUUAAUUUACUAAUUAUAAGUUUAUCUACUGAUUGCAAUUGUAUAUUUAAUGCUCUGUGUUUAUAUGUAUCAAUAAAAACCAUUUGAACAUUUCCAUAUAAUGUUUAUGUGAAAGAUCAUUCUCAAAAUAAUGUUUUAAAAAUUCCAAUACUUACGAGACAUUCCUAUGAACUGUAAUAUUGAAAGUUUUUGCUUUCCUUUUUAACAUGGUUCAAUUGCAAAAAAAAAAAUGCCUGUUUUCUAAAACUCGUGUUUAAAAUUCCCAUUUACUGUAUUUUUUCCUAAUUUGGCAAUAGAUGUAAAUUAUGUUUUCCCUAGAUUGAACCUAAUUUCACAACCCAGUAGGGCUACUGAAACCUUAACUUUUUCCAAAAAGGUUGACAAAAAAUUACAAACUGAUUAAAUUAGAUGUGUGAAUAGAAUAACUCAAGUUACUAUCCUAUUUUUCAUAAUUACAAUGCUACAUUCAUAAUUGUGUUUGCAGGAAUGAUAUAUAAAAAAGAUGUAUGAAAUUUAUUGAAGUUUGGAAUGAAUUUAUCAUGUGUGCAAUUACUUAUGAAAUUGUAUUAUUUCAACAAUUUUAUUAAAUUCAAAUUUUUUCAUGAAAAAUUCAGUUUGUUAAGAAACAUAGAUAUAUAUGUAUAUUACCCUUACCAUAGACUUUAAUCUCUAGGAUUGGAAACUCCUUGUUUCCAACUUGAUGAUGAAAAAAAACCCCCGGCUACAACAAGAAUUACCUCCCUUUACUGUAAACUGAAACUACUGAUCAUGUCAGGUGACUAGCUCGGAACAAGAUCAGCUGGCUCAUCCAUGCUGUCUGUUCAUGAUCUUAAACUGUGUACUAUUCAGUCAGUGCAUUUUUUGAAAUUUUCACCGGAAAUAAUGAAUCUUCUUUAAUCGUCCGAAUUGAAAUGUGAACAAUUUCAUUUAAUAUUUUAGUAUGGUAAGGGUUAAAAAUAUGUGUGUUUUUUUUUUUAAUUUUCAUAUGCAGUAAAUCAAAAGUGUAAUGUUUCUACAGACAUUGACUCUGUCCAUUUUCAAAAUUUGGAUGAAAGCAAUAUCCAUUUUUUGGAAAUAUUCAUCCCAUUUUUAUCAUUGAUGAAAAUGCAUUCUAUUUAUAUAUUGAUAUAUAUUUUGAGGUUUAUUGAUGUACAAUAAAUAAAUACAGAUAUUAUAAAGAGAAUAGAAUAAAGCAGCACACCUCCAGAUGCUUAUCAUAUGUCAUAGAGAAAUUAAA
Ruditapes philippinarum (Manila clam) is the source of this 3349-nucleotide messenger RNA. Its product is annotated as BTB/POZ domain-containing protein KCTD9-like. Bases 109 to 1314 code for a protein of 401 amino acids. Gene Ontology annotation, molecular function: protein binding. The transcript is spliced from 12 exons. Gene Ontology annotation, biological process: protein homooligomerization; intracellular signal transduction. Lineage: Eukaryota; Metazoa; Mollusca; Bivalvia; Venerida; Veneridae. The record is from RefSeq and is a predicted model, not a curated record.